GAAAAGGGACAAAGACGUAUGAGUAGCCUGGACAAGGUUUUCCUAAUUCUGAUUUUUGCAGGAGGAUUCUGGAAGACUGAAGCUAUAUCUGUAACAGGAGAGCUGGGUGGAGACGUCACAAUUACAUGCUCUCACUCUUAUGCAGAUGGCAUGGUCAAAUAUUUCUGCAAGGCGCAUUGUAGAGAUGAAGACGUCCUAAUAAGAAGCAACAGAUUCAGUACAGGCAGAUACCGCAUCAAAGAUGAAAGAAACACGUUCUACGUGACCAUCUCUCGUCUGACAGAGGGCGACGCAGGAACCUACUGGUGUGGAAUAGAUAGAGUUUUAAAGGACACGUUCCAAGAAGAUGUCCUCACAGUCGUAAAGGGAAAAACCCAGGACCCUGAAGAUGACUUUUCACAAUCAACUAGAGGUGAAGCACUUACUACAAUUGCAACACCUGCCAUUUCCAAAUCAAUAGAACUCACAUCUGGAAUGGACACCACUGACCAUACAAAGCAGAAAACAGACUCAAACAACACUCAUGCAGGAGAACAGAACACCGGCUCAGACAUCGUGCUGUAUGCUACUGUUGGGAGCGUUGCCACGCUCAGUGUGUCACUGCUGCUGGCAACGAGGUUCAGGAAACGCAGAGACGAGAUCGACAGUGAGAACGAUGACAUUGCAAAAGAAGUGCGGUCAAAGAUAAGAUUAUCUGAUAAGAAGUCUGGUGCUCACCGACCAAAUCAGGAUGCUUCAACGUCUGUGUACACAGAGGUCGAAUAUAGCCACCUCAUAUCAGUGAAAACAUCUGCUGCUCCAGAGGUGCUACAGAGUCAAGAUAUUCAGCAUCAAAUGUCUUCAGCACCACCUCAGAGCUCUGCAGCAUAUGUAUAUCACCCAUGAUAUCAGAAAGAGCAGGUGAUGGGUGUCUCUGAAAACACAGAGAUGCACCUGCAGCACCGAGGAAUGAUCUGAUCAAAGUGACAGACAGCAGUUUGAGCACUGUGUCAGUUGUUUACUACAGAACCUGCAGUGAUUCCACUGAAUCUAAGCCCUGCUCUCUUUGGUUUGGCUUGAAUUUGUCUGAAUAAACUGAGUUCAUCUCAGAGAUGUGAGUCUUGUGUGUUGUUAUGGAGUUUUUAUGCGGUUUAACUGCACAACUCACUCUGCCUCUGCACAUGUACAACUACAUGGUCUGUGUGUUGUGUUGACAGUAUGUAAUACGGCUUAACUCACUGUUUUUGCUCACUGCUUAUUUGGUUGUGUUGUUA
Limanda limanda (common dab) is the source of this 1253-nucleotide messenger RNA. RefSeq lists its product as uncharacterized. The transcript has 6 exons. Lineage: Eukaryota; Metazoa; Chordata; Actinopteri; Pleuronectiformes; Pleuronectidae. The record is from RefSeq and is a predicted model, not a curated record. Bases 19 to 885 code for a protein of 288 amino acids.